AUGGUUGUUCUGUCUAAACCAUCCUUAAACAAUUUCCUACUCACAAAAUCACCAUGCAAACCAACAACAACAACAACAACAACUAUGUUCAAUGGAAUACCUGUCAUAGACCUUACAGACCCAGAUGCAAAAACACAAAUUGUGAAUGCUUGUAAGGAGUUUGGAUUCUUCAAAGUUGUCAGCCAUGGAGUUUCGUUCGAACUUAUAUCGAAUUUGGAAAACGAAGCACUUAGGUUCUUUAGAAAGUGUCAGUCGGAGAAAGACCGAGCAGGUCCUCCUGACCCUUUCGGUUAUGGAAGUAAGCAAAUUGGAUCAAACGGAGAUGUUGGUUGGGUUGAAUAUAUUCUUCUCAAUACCAAUCCCGAUGUGCUCUCUAACAAGUCACUCACCAUUUUCCGUGAAAAUCGACAGACUUUAAGGAGUGCGGUGGAAGAGUAUAUUGAUGCAAUGAAGAAAAUGUGUUACGAAGUAUUGGAACUAAUGGCUGAUGGAUUGGAGAUAGAGCCAAGGAAUGUGCUAAGCAGAAUAUUGCGAAAUGAGAAAAGUGAUUCUUGUUUGAGAAUGAACCAUUAUCCACCGUGCCCUGAAGUGCAACAAGGAGCAUUAAAUGGAAAGAAUUUAAUAGGGUUUGGGGAGCAUACAGACCCACAAGUGAUUUCUGUCUUGAGAUCUAAUAACAUUUCUGGUCUGCAAAUCUGUCUUAAUGAUGGAACAUGGGUUUCUGUUCCACCUGAUCAUACUUCCUUUUUCAUCAAUGUUGGUGACACUCUCCAGGUAUUGACUAAUGGUAGGUUCAAAAGUGUAAAACAUAGGGUUUUAUCUGACACAACAAAGUCAAGGUUGUCGAUGAUAUACUUUGGAGGACCAGCCUUAAGUGAAAAGAUAGUGCCUAUAGCAUCACUAUUGUUAAAGAAAGAAGAAAGUUUGUACAAAGAGUUCACGUGGUGUGAGUACAAGAAAGCUAUGUAUAAUUCAAAGCUGGCUGAUUAUAGACUUGGGCCUUUUGAAAAAACUUAUGGCAAUUAA
Messenger RNA from Vicia faba (fava bean), 1026 nucleotides. Lineage: Eukaryota; Viridiplantae; Streptophyta; Magnoliopsida; Fabales; Fabaceae. The record is from the annotation of a GenBank genome assembly.